Molecule: messenger RNA, 918 nt
Organism: Saccostrea echinata
Lineage: Eukaryota; Metazoa; Mollusca; Bivalvia; Ostreida; Ostreidae
Exons: 9
Coding region: 1-918 (305 amino acids)
Source: RefSeq, a predicted model, not a curated record
AUGGAGGAACUCAGUCAAGACUCGCAGAUAACACAACUAUCCGAAAGUCAGGAUCUUUUCCAAGACUAUGGUGCACAGAACGAUGAUUUAGGGAGAGGACAACAGAAUGACUUAAAAGAAAUAUUGAAGGAAUUAAAGUCUCUACGAUCUGAAGUUGCAGAACUUAAAGAGAUGCUAUCGAGUACUGUCCAACAGAGACCAUUCCAUAUGGAGAAGCUGCAUCUAUUUCUGAGACAUUUGUUUACCAAAAACAUGUGGCUUGAUCUCCAGAAUGAAGAAUACCAGCCUGAAGUGAAGAAAUGCUUACAGAGGGAUGGCAGAUCCUCGGAUAUUGAUGCAUUGAAAAAAGUCAACUCGUUUUCUAUGCUGAAAUUCACAGAAUUCAGAAACCAAUUUAGAAGGAGUCUUGUACAGAAGAGAAAAGUGGACCUCAGAAGUUUGAAAUUGGCAGAGUUCUGUAGGGUAGUCUACAGUCCAUUCUGCAGAUCAGGAGAGGAUAAUUGCUCCACUGAGAGACGCCGAAAUGCCCUACUGUUUAGAACUUUCUUGUAUAGACAAAAAAUAUUUGUCUAUACAAACCAGAAUCAGACCCAGAACCAGACCCAGCAAGAAAGCCAUUUCUGGAAUGAUUUCAAAACAUACAUUCAAGAGCACCGCAGCCAAACUGAGGAUAAAUGGUUAAAGAUGGAGGAGCUUGAUGGCAGAAGACGAAACAAGUUCCUCAACAGUCAAGGUUUGCUUGAAAAAUUUGUCAGAAGCAAAAAGAGACCGUUAGUGCGAAAAAUAUUGACAUGGUCACCAGAACCCAAACGCAAGAAGAGUGAGACAUUGUUGAAAGGAAAGCUGUUAAUGCACCGUCAGAUGAGGAUCAUCGCAUUACUAAUCAUGAUACAGUCCAGACAGCAGAAGCAUUAUUAA